AUGUCCGAUGUGGCAAAGUCACCUCGGAAACAGCGACAGGGGUGGGUGCCAAGCUUUGUGCCUUCGGGCUCCGCCGCUGGUCCUCCACGGGCUGACUCGACCUUCAAAAAGAGCAGCACCCCCUCGGGAACCACAAGGGGUGUGAGAUAA
Messenger RNA from Plenodomus lingam JN3, 150 nucleotides. NCBI's taxonomy places the organism in Eukaryota, Fungi, Ascomycota, Dothideomycetes, Pleosporales, Leptosphaeriaceae. The record is from RefSeq and is a predicted model, not a curated record.